UUUUUUUUUGAGAUUAUCCAUAUUUAUGUCUUAUCGCCUGCUUUUCUCUAGUUAAUUUUACUUGUUUUACUCGUUUAUUCACUCAGGUUUUUUUUGUCUAAUUGUUUUCUUUUUUCUUUUGCUCCUUUUUUUUCUUUUAUCCUCCUUUUAUCGAUUGUGUCAUUACUAAAUUCAAUUUCAUUUACUAAAUUAUUUUUUUUAUUUGUUUAGUUUUCAUCUAUCACCACAAAUCUUCUUUUUCAUAAUUGUAUCCAUAAUUAUCAUCAAGAUUGAUACUACUAACAAUAAUAUAAUUAUUUAACUUCAAAUGAUUUCCUCCAAGAAUAAAGAUAAAGAUCAAAACUCCAACUCAAAUCCUGAUCAAAUUCCUGAUCGAAAUCCUGAUUCAAACCCUGAUUCAAAUCCUCAAGAAACCUCUUUUUUACAUUUAAAUUCUCUACCUUCCCCCUACCUUUCUUCUCCUUCUCCUACCUUAUCCAUACUCUCUUCAUCUCCAAAUCAUUCUCAAUCUCCAACUCCAAUUCCUUAUUCGGUGCCUAUGAAUUACAUUACAAAAUCGGAUUUUAACAACACCCUCAACAAAAAUUUCCAUCAAAAUAGCAAUGACGAUAAUCAAUCAAACUCAAGCCCUUCAUUAGUCAUUCUAUCUAAACAAAACUCUCAAAAUAACCAAGAUAGUCACAGUAAUGACGCCGAGAAUCUUGAUUCUCUCGAUAAUGCCUGGUCCUUGAUUCUCACUGAUGAUGGUCUGGAAUUGGACGAUAUCUCUGAUAACAUUAACUCCACCCUACCCCAAAAUAAUAAUAUUUUAAAAAAUUUAGAAAAUAUGGAAAAUUUGGGAAAAAGCGGAAAAAGCGGAAAAAUCAAAAAAAAUGAAAAAAACGGAAAAAUUGAUAACAAAAAAUUAAAGAAUCCUAUCUCGGAUAUAAACAGUUCCGACAGCAAUGAUAACAAUAUUAUUUUAUCUGACUGGGAAAUUGAAGAAAAUUUCAAAUCGGAUUUACUUCAUAUUGAUAAUUCUAUUGAUUCUCAAAUUUUAAAUUCUCAACUAAUCAACAGCGCUAGUAACAUCAAAAAUCCUAAUAACAUCAACAACCCCGAUAACACUGAUCAAUCAACUUCAACCUUGAAAAACUCGUUAUCUCAAUCUUUUCCCAACUCAAUGUCAAAUUCAAUGUCAAAUUCAAAUCCCUUAUUUGAUUCAAACUUGACUUUUCCCAAAUUAUCAAUCUUAAGAUCCUCCCCAUCUCAAUCUUCUUCAUUCAUAAAAACUAAUGAAAAGAAAAUCACAAAUCCAAUCGCAAAAUCCAAUUCAAAAUCUAAUUCAAAAUCCAAUUCAAAAUCCAAUCCAAAAUCCAAUCCAAAAUCAAGUUCAGCUCCUAUACCCAAUUCUGAUAAAAAAACAUUGUUAUUGAAAUUAAAAUCUGAAAAUUUAUUUAAAAACUUAUUUAAAAACAGAAAUAAAAGAGAUUUGGGUUUAUCUUACUGGCAAAGAAGAUAUCGUGACAAACCUAUUAAACGUCAUACAAAUUCGUCUACCACAAACGUUUUCGAAUCUAUUUGUGAUUUCGUUCGCUCUCUAGUUCUAUCCGUACUAAUCGUAAUUGCUUUUACUUAUGGAAACUAUAUUUUUAAUCAACAUUAUCCAAAUUCCUUCUCCACUACUGUUAUUGAUCAAUCCUCUUCUUUACUCAAGGAUAUCCAGGAUUGUGCUUCUGAUCUCGAACAUUGUCUUUUAAUUCCAAUUGAAACUCAAUUUGAAACUAGAAUAUCGACAGAAACUCAAAUCAAAACGAAAUUAUUAACAGAAACUUUUACUCAAAUUUCCGUUCACACUUCCGUUUCUGUUAACGUUAUUGAACAUACUCAAGUCCUAACUAAAACCGAAACUGAAACUGAAACUGAAUUUAUUACUCAAAUUCACUUGAAAACUCAAACUCAAACAGAAACUGAAUAUCACACUAAAACUAAAACUAAUACUCAAACUAAUUAUGAAAUUAGUUAUACAACACAGACUGUUGAGUUACCUGCGGAGACUAUCAUCAUUGAUAGGUCAACUAAUCCCUUUUAUUCAACUGAUUUCAAUUUUAAUUUCAAAAAAUUUAUUCAUAAUUUUAAUAAUAAAUCAUUCAAAAGUUAUGAUAAUGCAAAAUCUGAUUUAAUCAAAAAUUUCCAAAAAGCUUCGAAUCUUUCAAAGUUUUUAAUUACAAAUAAUAUCGAGAAAAACUCAAAUAAAAAAUUCAACUCGACUGAUUUGCUAUAUCUAUUAGAUCAUAUUAAUCCCGCCAACAUUAAUCAUUAUUUGAAUCUUUCUGAUGCAUAUAAAAUCUUAAUCGAAUUACCCGGAUCUGUUUGCGUUUUAUCAAAUUCAUCAGACUAUGGAAAAUGUGUUCAAAAUAUUAAAAAGAAUUAUAAAAGAUUCAAAAAAGAUUCAAAAAAGAAAUUAGAUGGAUCAGUUCCCUUCUUUUCUAAGGAAUUUAAAAAUAUCAAAUCUUUUGCUGAUAAAUCGAUUAAAAAUGUUAAUGAAAAAUUAAGUGAAAAUUAUGAAAAGCUUAAAGUCGACAUUAAUAAAGUGCCUACAAAUGAAAUUCAAAAAGUCACAGAGAAUUUUAAGAAAAAAACAAAAAAGGCUAGUUUAUCAGCUGGAUAUAUCAUGAAAAAAUAUUUUAGAAAUUAAUCAUUUUUUGAAUGAUAAAGAGUCAAGAUUUAUGGAUUUUUUUAUUUUUUUUAUUAUACCUCGUAUCCCCUUUCUUAUCUAUAUCUAUCACGUAUUUGUUUAUUUUUUUUCCAUUUGACAAAGUCAAAUUAUUUUAUUUUAUUUUAUUUUAUUGAAUUUUUUACCAAUUUAGUUUUAGUUCCCUUUUUUCAAAGUUGAUUAAAUUUCAAUUUUUUUCUAAUUAUUUUUAUUUUAUUUCCUAUCUUUGUUGGAGAUUUUGAUACCAUUUGGUUUUAAAUAAUUAUAUUAUUUUCAAUCUAUUUUCAACGUGAAAGUUUAUGGUUUUUUAAGUGGUUAUUUUAAAUUAUAAUGAUAAUGAUGAUGUUGAUUU
Molecule: messenger RNA, 3047 nt
Organism: Ascoidea rubescens DSM 1968
Lineage: Eukaryota; Fungi; Ascomycota; Saccharomycetes; Ascoideales; Ascoideaceae
Exons: 1
Coding region: 308-2677 (789 amino acids)
Source: RefSeq, a predicted model, not a curated record